Pieris napi is the source of this 3585-nucleotide messenger RNA. It is a transcript of the gene RYBP, whose product is annotated as YY1-associated factor 2. The record is from RefSeq and is a predicted model, not a curated record. Gene Ontology annotation, molecular function: DNA binding; transcription coregulator activity. NCBI's taxonomy places the organism in Eukaryota, Metazoa, Arthropoda, Insecta, Lepidoptera, Pieridae. The transcript is spliced from 3 exons. Gene Ontology annotation, biological process: positive regulation of DNA-templated transcription. Bases 156 to 566 code for a protein of 136 amino acids. Gene Ontology annotation, cellular component: nucleus.
AUGGCGUAGUGUUUUUCAGAGUCGUGUUUAUUUAAACCAAAAUAAUGAUUUCUAUACGAGAAAACCCGUUCCAAUGUGAUAAAAAACAUAGUGUUUAUUGUAAAAUAUCAUGAUUAGUACCUAUUAUAUCGUUUCAAUUGGAAGUGACCAUUAAAAUGGACAAGAAAAAUGCAAUUCGAAGAGGGAAACGUCCCUCUAAAGUGCUCGAAGAAAAUUAUUGGGAUUGCAGCGUUUGCACGUACAGAAAUAAUGCUGAAGCAUUUAAAUGUUCCAUGUGUGACGUUAGAAAGGGUACCUCGACACGAAAGCCUCGAAUUAACCCAGCGAUGGUGGCGGCACAGGCGGCUGGCACGGCGCCCACUAGCUCGCAGAAGAGACCAAGGUCAGCAAACUCGCUCAAGAAGAAAAGACGUCAGCCACGACUUAACAAUGUCGAUAGAAGCUCUGCACAGACUAGAGAGGUAACGGUAAGCGGUGUGACCGUAGUAAUAACAGAAUAUAAGCCGAAGAAGUCAGUUUCGGCCAGCUCGAGUGACGUGGAAUCCUCCAAUGAUGCACGCCCAUGAUCUCUGUUCUUCAAUACAGAUGCCGCCAAACUUGAUUCGAUUUUUAAAUCAAGGAAUCAACCAAGGAAUUUUAAUUCCCACGACAGGCUCUGCUCUUUUAAUUGUCCGAUAAUGUUUAAUGGGUCUUUGUGAUAGACAUAUAUAUAUGUAUGACAAUUUUAAUCGUUUUAAUAUGUCGUAAUUAUACUUUUACUAGCUUUAUAUAAAAUCUAGCAUUUCUGUCAAUUAAAAAGCCGAGGGAUUCCAUAAUUCAAUACCAUUAAUCAUAUCAGCGCCUCAAUGGAAUGUGAAACUCAUACCUAGAUGAUGACGUCAUCGCAAACGAUGUGACGUCAUCGUCAGGUGCGUGACCGUGAUAAAUGUCAGGAUUGUUUUGUAAGAGUAAGUUUGGCGGAAUUUGUAUUUAGUCUUUGCAUUUCAUAAAGACCUCUAAAUGUUGAUAAUUUUAUUUACAGUUCUUUAUGUAAUGCUUAAUUAUAAUUAAUUUAUUCUAUUGGCAUUGUAUGUUUACAAUGAAUACUGUAUCUAGGACAGGGAGCGUUCAAGUAUUACGUAACGCAAUUUUUGGAGAAUAUUGAGUCCCCCUCCCCCAUGAAAAACGUUACGGCGUACUGUUACUGUACCCAAGUAUAGUAAAACGUUUCGUGACCACCUAGUGACUCUUCAGUUACUAUUAUGUGGUGUAAGUCGAAAAUAAUAUUAACAAUAACGUGUAAUUCAAUCCCCGCCCCGCAUCGUAACGUGACAAAAUGACAAAAAAAUUCAUUUCGUAAUACUUGUACGCUCCCACACUUGUGAAUAUAUCUAUCUAUCAUUUUGUAUAUGUUUCGUAUUUUUUCGUAAUUUGUUUUAGCAAUUUUAUUCGUCAUUGAGUCGGAUAAGUUUGAUGUUUUAUAUUUCUUACGUAAGGUUUCGUUGUAACCUCACAAAGCCAAUACAAUAGCAUUUAAAUUUAAGGCUUUAAUUUAUUUUAAAAUCACAUUAUUUAUUAAUUAGUAUUAGAAAUCAUCGUAUUGUAUUAUGUUUAAAUAUGACUGAAUAUGUAUUUCAACAUAUGUUACAUUUAGUAGAACUUGUACAUAAAUGUGUGUUUUAUAAUAAUUUUAUUUACAAUUUCAUUAAACAUCACAAUUGCUUGUAACGAUUCAAUCGUUUUAGACCAACAACGUUCUAUGACCACUAAAAACAGUCGUACUAGGAAUAGAUAGUGUCAAGAACUAUAAAGUAAAGUCGGAAAUCAAAAAAGACUGCGUAUAACACCGGCUCAAGCAAGUUAUCUCAGAAUAUUUUUAAAUACCCAUAGUCAUGCGAAAAUAAAUGAUUGAAAAGCUCUUAGGCGCGAAUUUUAUUUAUUAAUUAAAUGAAAUUAAGCGUCAUAUUAAGAUAAUCCAAUCAAUAUUCUAAUUAAAUUUGCAGAAAAUUAAAAAUACGCACAAAUGGUCGCAAAUGAAAAUUUGAUAUGUUGAACCUCUGUCGUGGCGAAUAUUUAUGUCAAGAGAGUUAAAUUACGUAAAUUAUAAAAUUAGCUCUUUUUAUUAAAGAAAUGGCCGCUAGCGAUUGAUUGCUGUGUUGCACCGAGCGUCCUAGAAAUAGCUUGUGUCUGAAGGCAUUGUUUUCGAUUUUUGUAACUUUGAUUCGUAUCAAACUAAAUGUACUAAAUUCUGAGGUAAUAUUUGCUAUGGACUGUAGUAAUUUUGUAUGUAUUCUCCUUUGGUUAAUAUAGAUAAGUAAAGAAUGUAUAUAAGAAAAAGGACCAGCGGGGUCACUGCCAAGAAGAUGUAUAUAGCGGGAAGAGUAUAAAUAGUUGGGAUAUCAGAUGUCAAUUUAAAAAAGGAUAUGCUCAUUCUGACGUAUAUAAGAAACGUACAUACAAUAAAUGUUAUUCUAAACAAGAAUAUUUUGAAUGCACUUUCAAUUCUAUGUACCGAAGAUACACAACGAAGGUGUUGUAGAUAAUAAUAAAUCAUAAAAAAACUUAUUAUCAACAGCGAAAAAAAAAUCUACAUCGGAAAUAUUUUUAAUUAUACAGACUGAAAAAUGUGAUCGUUGUAAGUCCGAAGAAGCACCAUUUGUGUGUGAAAAUAACCGUAUCUAAAAUCAUAACUUGGAUAUUAAUACAAUGGCACAAAAGUUUUAUCAACAAUAAAUUAAUGAUCACUUUACUUUCAUAAUUUUUCGUAAAUUUAAGAUUAAUUUUAUUUGUUACCAAUCACGGUUUAAGUAUUUAUUUAUAGUUUGUAAUUUAGUGUUUAAGUUGGUGUUGCUAUAAUAUCUGCUCCAUCUUAUUUCCGUAUUAGGAUUUUUAGAUUUAGCUAAACAAAAUAUGAUUCGGAGCUAAUUCUGGUGUACACAAAGUAGAGUUAAUAGGAUGUUCAUAAAUGCUUUAAGUAGAUUUCGGAUUCAGACACGUCAAUGUUAUGUUGUACCUAAAUAUAUGUAUUAUAAAUACAUAUUGUACCGACUGCUAUACAUCCGAUUUGGCAUCAAAGUUCUGAUGUAACUAAAUUAAUUUUGGUGGAAUCGGUUCGUUUUUUAAACUCGUAACGUCUUGCCUUUUUUUCAAAUGUUUUUUACAUAUUUGACAAGAUGUUUAUUAUUAUGUUUUAAUUUUACAUAUAUGUACUUUUGUUUACACUGUAUAUUAAGCAUGCGUAAAGUACUCGAAAGUUAGAUUAGGAAUUCACAAUAUUUUUAUACCAAUGCAUAAUAUAGUGAUUCGAAUGACACCAAUUUAUAUGAAAACAAUAUAUUUUAUACAAUGGUAAAUUUCGCGUAAAAUCUGAAAUGUAUAAUGCCACAAACAGUACACACUAAAUCUUAAUGAAAACUUUCGUCGAUUGAUGUGUGGCUUCAUAGUUUUUAGUAUGGAAAUUUUAUUAACAAUACAAAACGUCACAAUGACAUAAUAUUUUUGUUAAUUUUUUGGCCUCGCUAAUUAUUAAUAUGUAAAUGUGGUAAAUGUUAAUUAUUUUUAAGGAUUUCAUGUAUUGUACUGUAUAUAAAGGAUGUGAUUACUGAA